Messenger RNA from Mercenaria mercenaria, 12605 nucleotides. Its product is annotated as chondroitin sulfate synthase 1-like. Gene Ontology annotation, cellular component: Golgi cisterna membrane. Gene Ontology annotation, molecular function: glucuronosyl-N-acetylgalactosaminyl-proteoglycan 4-beta-N-acetylgalactosaminyltransferase activity. The record is from RefSeq and is a predicted model, not a curated record. The transcript has 2 exons. Bases 387 to 2729 code for a protein of 780 amino acids. NCBI's taxonomy places the organism in Eukaryota, Metazoa, Mollusca, Bivalvia, Venerida, Veneridae.
CAUGAUUGACAUGACCGAUUGACAUACGCUAUCGUAAACUCUGUCGAAUGAUUUUCUCAUGAAUGAAAAACCAACUGAUAUGACUGUGAACUCAUGCACACGAUGUUAUUUGCAUAAAAGGCGGAGUUAAUUGAGGUAUAAAACAUUAUACAUUGAGUAAAUAUGUGUAAAAGUUGUAAAAGUCACAUGUAUGCUGAACCAGGUAGUUGGAAGAUUGUUUUUCUUCAGAUGUUCUUUCCUUGUGUUCAGGAAUAGUUGGAUUUUUCAGAGAGAAAAAAAUUGAAUGGGGAGAAAUGUCAUUUUUUCAAUUGUGGACAUAACAUUAUAAAUUGUAUGAAUGUCAUUCCUUGGAUAUUAUUCCUACAGUAGUGCUAGAAGGGAAGAAAAUGGCACGGACAAGACUUGAUCGAAACAUUAAUUUUGUCGCUGGAACAAUUUUUGGUCUAUGUGUUGGUCUGGUUUUAUCAACCUGGUGCCGUAACAAGUUCUUGCCUUGUAUGCCAACAUUUUCAAGAUCAGGAUGUUGCACCGGGGCAUUAGAUUUCAUUGAAAAUGGCAAUUUCAAAGGGGAUAAAAAUGAAAAUAAAGAAUCUACAAACAGAGUUUACAUUGAAGAAGCGGAUGAAAAAGGUUUCAUAUUCAUUGGAAUUAUGACUGCCAAAAAGUACUUAGAUUCACGUGUUGUUGCUGCUUACCGAACUUGGGCAAGAAGUGUCAAUGGCGAGGUGAUGUUUUUCUCUAGUGAAAAUUCAGAGUCAUCGUAUGAUGUUCCUAUUGUUAGUUUGAAAAAUGUUGAUGAUUCCUAUCCGCCUCAGAAAAAAUCUUUUGCCAUGUUGAAAUAUAUGAGCGAGCAUUACCUUGAUAAAUAUGAAUGGUUUAUGCGAGCAGAUGAUGACAUAUUCAUCAAAGGUGAAAAGUUGGAACAGUUUCUAAGGUCUAUAAACAGUUCGAAGCCACAAUAUAUUGGACAAGCUGGUGUUGGAACAAAGGAGGAGAUAGGGCUACUCAAUCUGGGCAGCACUGACAACUACUGUAUGGGCGGUACUGGGAUGGUCCUAAGUCGUGAGACUUUAAAGCUGAUGAAACCUCAUCUUAAAUACUGUGUUAGUCAUCUCUAUACAACUCAUGAAGAUGUUGAAAUUGGGCGUUGUGUAAGACAGUUUGCAGGAAUUCCUUGCACAUGGGCAUUUGAGAUGCAGAAAUUCUUCUACCAGAACUUCAAAGAAUACAAAGGUUCUUUUGUUGACACCCUACUGGAUAAAGAAGUGCAGAGGGCCAUCACGCUUCAUCCAAUCAAAAUGCCAACAUACCAGUAUCGGAUCAGCAACCAUUUCACGUCAGUCAAAAUCAAAGAAAUGCAGCAGAAAGAAUUGGAACUCCAUAGAGAAAUAAGCGAAAUGAACCAGGUUUUAAAUACGAAAUCAGAUUUCGAUAAAUAUGGACUAAAACCAUCAGUAACGACUUACAUACCACAAAAAGCAAGUGAUGUAAUUGGAUGGGAAUUCAUCAAUUCAAAAGUAGUUACAUCACAUUUAAAUGUAAACCCUAGAAAAGGUUUAACAUCUUUCCGUAAGGACUCUUUAAAUGAAGUUGUUUCUCAAACAAUGGAGAUCAUUAACAGAAAUUCAAAACAUAGAGGAAGAACUAUUGACUAUAAAGAUGUGUUAUAUGGUUACACCAGUACAGAUCCUUUAAAUGGCGCUAAUUAUAUACUUGAUAUUUUACUUACAUAUAGAAAACAUAAAGGAAAGAAUUUGAAUGUCCCAGUAAGGCGGCACGCAUAUUUACACCAGUCUUUCUUGAAAACAGAAUUCAUUGAAAGUCCAUGGACGUCAGAAAGAGACAGCGUGGUCACUGCAGACUCUGGGCAUAUAUUCCAGCAGUUCAGAGGCAAUGAGAAGAAUUUGGGAAAAGAUAAAUUAAAAGAAACUGUGCAUUUGAUUCUUCCUUUAGCGGGAAAAGUCAAAGAAUUUGAUAGAUUUAUGAGAAUUUUCGAAGAAAUUUGUUUAGCUAAGAAAGAAAAUGCUCAAAUGCAUAUAGUUUUGUUUACAGAGAAUAGUUCAACACAGGAAGUUGAAGACAUUUUAAAUAUAGUUGGCAAAUAUCAACGAAAAUAUGGCGGCCAUCUUUUAGAAGUCAUAGAAACAGAAGGGGAUUUCGCUCGAGCCAAAGCUCUCGAUUUAGGUGCAAAACAGUGUUCAUUAGAUGAUUUGAUAUUUUGUGUAGAUGUUGAUAUAGUGUUGACAACAGAUGCACUAAAUCGUAUACGACUAAACACUAUUCAGAGUGUGCAAGUGUAUUACCCAAUAGUGUUCAGUCAGUAUGAUUCAAGCGUUAUAUGUGGUGACAAAUCAAAAUGUAAGAUUGAUCCCCAAGAUUUCACCCAUCGUAUGGGAUACUGGCGGCAGUUCGGAUAUGGGAUAGCUGCAAUGUAUAGGAGUGACCUUGAACGUGUCGGUGGCUAUGACACCGGUAUACAAGGUUGGGGAAAGGAAGAUGUUGACUUGUUUGAAAAAGUUGUUCAAAGUAAUCUAACAAUCUUUCGUGCAGUAGACACUGGCAUGGUUCAUGCAUUCCACCCUGUUAAAUGUGAUGUAAACCUAGAACCUUCUCAAUUCCAAAUGUGUAUAGGGACCAAGGCUACAUGUCUCGCUUCGCAGUACCAGUUGGCGGAAAUGACUCUUAAAAUUGAUAAAAUACUCAACAGAAAUUUAGAUGUAAAAGUUUGACCAUAGUUUAAUUCUAGAAAAUUAUUUUAUAGUUUAACUUUGUCUGUUGAAAUUUAUUUUGCUUUUUGCACCCAUGUUGUGAAUGUUAUCAGAGCAAAAAGCUUUUGUAAGGAAGGAGAUGUUCUUUGGCUCCUAUUAUUUCUGUAUCUUAAGGCUCAGGGUACUAUGAAAUAUAUUAAUAGCAUUUUGAAGUUUAUUUUCCUUAAAGUUUUCCUGUUUUUUUCCCAAAAUAGCUAUUAAUUCGCAACAGGAAUUUGUGGAUUCGAAAAUUUGAAGCUAACUUUAACAGUAAUGAAAAUUGCAUUUGUUUAUCGGGAUUGAAUUUUGUGCAUGUAUUAACAUCAAAGUACAGCUCAACUUGUAUUGUAUUAUGUCAAGCACUUACAGACAGGAGUUGGCACCCACAAGCAGUGCUUUGGCACCCACAGGCAGUGCUCUUGUUUAGAAUGGUCUUUUAAAUCCACAGGCUCUGAAGAAAAUGAUGUGAUGAAAAACAUUAAAGUGUAUUUGAACAUUCUGUCAAAAAUUAAUGACAUCGUUUUGCGUAUUUUGAAAGAGCGUUAAAAUUGAAUAAUAAGCCUUAAGGUAGUUCUGCACUUAAAACCUGGAUUCAGCAUACGGAAAUGAAAAUCAGUUUAUGAAUUAAUGGGAACCCGUGAGUAAAUUUAUUAAAAUGGCAGUGAUACUGUCUAAAGUUAAGAUAUGAUAUUAAAACAUCUGACACGUUAAAUAAUUCAAAAUAAUGUCUUAAAAUUAGCUUGAAAUAGGCGGUUCACUUUAAUUAUUAUCAAAUAUCUAAAAAAUAAGCUCACGGACCUGUGCAUUUUAUUUCACCUUAUAGGUCAUUUGUUUAUUUAUGACUAUGAGACGUGUCAUGAAAAUCUACAUUGCAGAAAAAAUUCUGUUCGCGAAAAUGAUAUGAAAGUUGUGAUUUUCCCUUAGACUUCCAUUGCAAAAGAUUGCGUGAGAUCCAAUAGGUCAAAUCAGUCUAGCAAAAGAGGUUAACCAAAUCCUACAUUGUAAAAAGCAUUUUGAGUCAAACAUGCAGAACUACCUUAAUGGAAAUGAGCACCAAAGUGACUUAUUCUCUAUUAUUUUGCUGGUGGGUAUUUUGUAAUCGUGGGACUUAAAAUUAUAUUUAAUGGCCAUUGGUUUAUUCAGUAGAGACUUUUCAAGUAGGUUUAGGGACGUUUUUGUACUUCAAAUUGUUGUUACAACUGGUUUUAUUUAAGCGCUGUUAGUUUUUGUAGUUGUUUUUUAAUUAUGAAACAUUAGGCCAGUGGCAAACCAGUUAUUAAAUACAAAAUUAACAUUAAAACCAUAUGUUAACAUCAUGUAUUGUAAUUAAAUAUAUCAUGAUUUCCUGUAUUAUGAGUUACCAGUGACAUUUGCACUAAAGAGAAUGAGCUUUAGAAAAUUAUUUCUUGUUUAAAAAUAUGUAUUUGAAGACUUUUGUUCCCACAGUUCUGCAUUAAUCAAAGCAGACGCAAAAAAAAAUAAUCUUUUGGUAAAACCACUGCUCAUUUUAUUCCCAUCAUGCACUGCAAAAAAGUUAUAACUGUCCCGAUUUUGUUGUUUUAAAUUCUAAUUUAUUCUAAUACAAAGUGCCAUUUAAAAGGAUGCCCCAAAGAUAUAUUAUACAAAACCAGACAUUUUCUAGACUUUAUUUUUGUGAGCAUUUUUUUUUUUUUGAGCUGUGAAUUUCAGUUAAUGCAGUACAUCAAAGGAUUGAAAGUAAUUAAUACUUGCAGCUCUAUAGAUACAAGUAAACACCAUUAGGCACAAUUUAAUAAAUUUGUCUUUUUAAGCAUUUUGUGUAUUUUUCAUUUUAACCGCUUUCUCAAACAUAUUUUUCCUUCAUUUUAACGUCUUUCACAAACACUUUAUUAAAGGAAAAUAAAUAUUUAGCUUUCAAGUUAUUUUACGCAAUUUGUAUGAAAAUAUGUUUGAGAUAUUAUCUGACACUCCACCCCUUUUAGUCAAUGAAGUAUGUCUCCUAAAUUAAUGUACCCGAGAAUCCUGUAUACUGUUUAUUGUAUAUUGAUAAUGAUAUUAAGAAUGUAAGAGACUACAAAAACCUAGGUUCUCAUCAUAGGGCUUUAUAAAACUCUUAAAGAGAAAAAACAUUAAGCUGAAUGAUAUAUGGGUUUUGAUGAAUAAGUUUUGAGCGAGAGAACAAAGUGCCCUGACCCAACUAUGAAUUUAAAUUUUCUUAUGUACAUAUUCUGUUCAUAUUCUGUUAAUAAUGACAUCUAUUUAAUAGUGAUAUGCACUGAAAUGAGACUUUAGAGACGUGGGAACAUCCUUCUUAUAUAUUGUAACUUAACUUUUUUGGAGAAUAGUGAGAGGUAUUUACAUGUUCAAGCAGGUUCUAAAAAAGAAUGUAAUGAUUUGAGUGACAUACCAUUGUUAAAAAAAACAUAAAGCAAAACAUAAGUAUUUGAACCCUUUUCAUGCUGUACACGAUUGAUUCUACCUUUGCAACCAGUGAUCAAGAUCUGCACUGUUCGCCAUUCAGUCAGUAUCUUUUUGUAAACAUUCCUUUUAACAGUCAGUGAUACUGGCCAAAUUGAAAGAUGGACAAGUUCAUUAUAGAAAUUUAGCAGGGUAAGGGUUAAGAAAUAUGUUUCAGUCUGGGCCAAAAUCAUAAAAAAAUAAACAAGAGUGGCCCUGAUGGCUCUAAAUAGUUUCAUUGCUUUGCAUGUAUAAAAACACAUCUGGAAACAAGUACAUUGGAGCAGCUUAAUGAAACUACUUUCUUCAUGCAGUCUUCAUGGCUGUAACCUACCAUGUUUUAGUAAUUAGUGAAUUUGUUGAGCUUAAAGAUAAAAUAAGUGGUUCGUAAAAAAGCAAGUUUGAAAAAGAGCUUUUAUUUUGUUCUUGGUCUGGUUUGAGUGAACUUUAGCGGAAAUAUGUUUUAUCUGGAAUUCUUUUUUGUAUCUUUUGAACAUAUGAUAUGAAUUUAAUACAUCUAGAUGUGUCUUUAUUUUGAAAACUUGUAUUGUCAUAUUAAAAGGUUGUUUAUAAGUUCAGAUUAUUUAUUUUGUACUAAAGUUUGAAAUAUUUAUAGGUUAUUAGAUUUGUAUCGAGAAAUAUGCACGAGUUCUGUAGCAGAAAUAUUGCGCGACUUUUGGAGCGCAAUAUUAUUCCGCAAAAGAAAGAGUGCAUAUUUCUCAAUGCAAACCUAAUAAUCUUUUUGUUACAUACGCAUCUACACUUAAAAUUAUUAUAUAAAUGCUAUAAAUCUGUUAUUAAGCCUGAGCGGAAUUGAAAGUAUCAUCAUUAAAGAACUUUUAAACGCGACGACAUAUAUAAAACUGACGUCACAGGCCCAAUAUGAACUUUGAAUGUCAAUAUGGAAAAAUAUUGAUGUUUCAGGUUCCAUUGAAAGUGAACGGAGUUAUUAAAUGAUUAUGUAAUAAUAUACAUUUCUAGGUAAAUGGAAAGGUCAAAUUUGAAGAAAAUAUUGCUGUAGCUUCAAAUUUUUCAAUUAGUUACAGUUCGGCCUUCUUUAAAAUAUUUUCUGAUCUACUGUAAGGUACUGAAACUAGACACUUUGAUCAGAAAGGCAGAUAUUGCCUAGGUAAGUAAUUUAGGUUACGAUUGGGAACAAAAAUUAUUAAAACAGAUGUCCAAUUUCCUGCUGUUACAGCUUUCUCAGAAAAGAAGUUGUAAUAGAUCAAAAUGUCUUCAUUUAUUAUUCACUGUGUACAUUUUAUUUCAGUUGUUGUUGUUUUUAUUUAUUACUUAUUUUCAUUUUACUAUGAUCAGUUCAUUUGGUUGCACCAAUUGAAAUAUAACCAAGCAACUGUAGUAAAGGAACACACCUUUAUCUUCUUUUGUUUGUAGCGGUUGGUGUAUUUUUCCUAUAUGUCUAAGGUCGAUUUCAUUUUAUUUCAUUGCAUAAGAAAAUCAAAGAAAUUUUGUGAUAUCUUUGUUGUCAGUUUUAUUGUUUAAUAAUUGUAUACAUCCUUUGGAUAGUAUUUUUUAUGUUACAUUUUAUGUGGUGUCUUGUUCAUAUGCCAGUUUAAGGAUUUAAGCUCAGUUAAAAAUGAAUAAGGGAUACUGCGUGCAGCACAAUUUUGGCUUAUGUAUUUUAGUAUCAUUAUCUGUUUGCCGGUUGGUGGCCAGCCGACUGGCUAUUUGAUGGUGUAAUAAUGAGUCAGUCUUUUGGUAGGUCACGUGUAAAUAAUAACGAGUUUAGUUUGUGUGUUUAACUUACUGAUUAUGAUUUCAUAUUGGUACCAAGAAAAUUACCUUACCAAACAUAGAUAUAAAUAAUAAGUUACGUUAAUAUGAUAUAAAAUAUGUGCACCUCCUGUUACCACAAAAUUUAAAUAAAAUUUAAAAUCAUUUUCUGCUCAUGUGUGAAGACAGACAUUUUCACUCAUACAGUCAUGUUUUUAAUGAUAAUGUUUUCAUUAGGAAAUUAUGUUGAAAUUCCCCUAUUUUAUGCAGGUAGGUCUUGAUGGUUGUCUUCAGAAUUAAAUCUGGUAUAAUAACGAUAAAUAAUAAUAAUAAUAAUUGUACCUCAAAGAAAUUAUCUGAAAACUCAAGCCUUGUACUAAUAGCAUGCAUGGGAGAGCACUGCAAAAAAAGUUAAACUUUCUUUGAGAGUUAUAAUUAAUCUCCCUUUAUCACUGCUAGUCUGUGUUAAAUGUUGUCAAUGUUUCUCUAUCAUAUUUUUUCCUUUCACUUUUCUAUUUGGUAGUCAAUUGUCCUUUCCUCACCCCUAAAAAGUAAUUUGUGUUUUACUAAAGUAUUCAAUACAUGAAAUACCUCAUGCAAAAAAGUUGUGGUCCAUUCUGCUAACAUUAUAUUCUGCCUACAGAUGUUUUCAUAACAAUCUUGCUUUACCAUAAAGUCCCAUUUAAUUGGAAGUUGUUAACAAAACAAAGUAUUUUAAUGAGGACACCAAGGUAUUUAGUGUUGUUUUUUCUUCAUCAGGUAACAUUUUAAACAACUGGCAUUUGAAUUUAAAUUCUCAUUUUUGUGUAUUUAGUUAACUUAUCUUGCUUUGUUGUGAACUUUUUUAUAUUACAAUGUCAUGAAGAUUUUCUGUGAUUCUGAAACCAUAUAUGCUUGAAUAUUUGGAAUAAAAGAACCUCCCAUCUAGCUUGUAUAUUAGUAAGUGUAUCAAGCGCUUUGCCAUUCUGUGACAAAUUUUGUGUAACUUUUAACAUUUGAGCUGAUGCACAAAUUUCAUGUAAAAAGUUUUUUGUGUAGAAUACUCAGUGGCUUGAGCAGAUCCUAGGGCUGCUUACAGCUCUAUUUGAGCCGCGUCAUGAGAAAACCAACAUAGUGGCUUUGCGACCAGCAUGGAUCCAGACCAGCCUGCGCAUCCGCGCAGUCUGGUCAGGAUUCAUGCUGUUCGCUUUCAAACCCUAUUGCAAUUAGGGAAACCAUUAGCGAACAGCAUGGAUCCUGACCAGACUGUGCAGAUCCAUGCUGGUCGCAAAGCCACUAUGUUGGUUUUCUCGUGGCGUGGCUCAUAGAUUGUAUCAGACAUACAAAAAAUAUUUAGGAGAGGUUUUGCUUAUUUCCCAAAUGCAGGAAAUUGUAUGCCAAAUGUAUAAAUGCUAUAGUUUUCAAUAGGUUACUUUUGCUUUGAAUUGUAAUGAUUUUGUAACACAUUUUAGCUAUUGAGAAUUCAGUUUUUUCAUUACAGUUCAAAAAUCUCAUGCCAGUUAAUAAAUUCUCCACUUAGUUUUAUACAGGGUUCACAGACCUUGAAAAGUCCUUGAAUUUGAUGGUAAUCCUUGAAAAUUCCUUGAUUGAAUUUUACCCUAAACUCUUUGAAAAUGUUUUGUCAUUGACUUUGCUUUGUGGAAAGAAUAGAUUAAAGAAAAAUGAGAGAAAAAAUCUUAUCACAAGUUAUUUCCAUUUUUAGUAAAAUCGGCUGGAAGUUUCUUAAAAACCAUUUUAUCGAAAGUACGUAUAACGAUUAAUUCGGAAAAUCAUAUGUGUGAACAGGAAUGAAUUGGGCAUCAUUAAAGACCAUAAAACACCAUUUUUUUUUCAACAAAAUUGGCAGCAAGUUGUUUAAAAAUUAUUAUAUUGAAUAAGUACCAAUAACAAUGAUUAAGGAUGUGUGAACUGGAUUAAAUUGGGCAUCAUUAAAGACCAUAAAACUUGGCUAAAUAUAUUAAAAGCUGACAAAAGAAUGUGCAUUAUGUCUCUCAUUUUGACAAAAUUGUAUUUAAAGUAUAAAUUCUGGAAAAGUUCACUGAAAAGUCAAGCAACAGCAUGUAAAGAGUUGAUAAUAAAGUUCUUUGUACUCUGGUAUGCUAAACCUUCUUGGUUAUGUAUACAUAUUACAAUGAAUGUCUGAAAAAGUUGAUACAUACUAUGAUUCAAGUGGUUUUGAGAACUGAAGGCCUUGGAUAUUUGAAAAAGAGUGCUUAUAAAGUCCUUGAAAAGUACUAGAUGGUUUGUGUGAACCCUGUAAAUUAUAUGGAGAAGUUGUCAAAGACAAUCAGUUUUGGAGAAUUAGAUUAGAUUUGCACAUCUUGCACAAAAUACACGUAUAAGAAAUAACUUAAAUAAUAUAAUAUAUUUCACAUAUUGCAAUAAUUAUAAAUUUUUUUUAUUCCCAUAUUAUUGGUGAAUCUUGCAUACAUGUAUUUUACAAUAAAAACAAUAUUCUCUAAUGGUUUUACUGGGAUGGUGUAUGGGGUUUGCACCUGGCAUGUGCCCUCCCAAAGUCUAUAGUGCAUACAAUUUUUUACAUUUUUCUCUGCAAUUCAAAGUCAGUUGCAUGAAAAAUUUUGUACUGGCUUCACUAAAGGCUAAAGAAUUAUUAUCAUUACCACAGAGUGCUGUAUUCAUAUGCAUAUUGGAAUUGUUCUCUUGGUUUCUGUAGCAUAACAUGUUUUUCUUGCUUCCCUCCCAGCUCGUCAAUCAUCAUAGCUAACACCAGAGAGGGAUAUAAGCUUAAAAAAAAUAUUUUUUGUUGCUUGCAAUGUAUGUUUACAUUACAACUGUCAUAGGCGAAAAUCCAACAACAAACAAAAGCUUUUCCUUCACUCGCAUGUCUUCAUUUAGUGUUAUUUAACCACAGGGAGUGAACAGAGCAAAACAGUCACCUUCGAAAAAGACUUGUUAUAUAUUACACUAAAAUAAAACUUUAAAAGUAACAAAAGUUCAUGCCGCCCCUGAUGUUGGUGCAAAUAUUUUGAAACAAAUGUACAUAAAAUUUUAAUAGUUUAUUUACAAGAGCUUUACAUUGUACAUAUUUGCAAAAGGUAAGGAACAUAUUUUUAAGAGCAAUAUGCUUUACACAGAUACUGAAAUUUAGGUACACGUUUAGAAUAAACAUAAAUGUUGUGCCAAAAUUAGGGUAUAUAUUUUUAAAAGCUACAUUUAUAUUAAAUAAAAUGUACAUAUUUUUAUGAGCUGAAAGCUGUAUUCUAUGGGCUUAUUUAAUUUGUUUUGAGUGUUUAAACUUUUGCAAUGUUGAGGUAAAAAUGGAGAAAGUACAUGGGUACAAGGUGUUUAAAACUAGUGACACCUUUCUCAUGAAAAUGCUUGGAGAUAUUGUUUUGAUUAACUUGAUAAUUAAGAUGAGAUGGGACCUUAACACAAAUUUUAAAUUUUAGUUGAAAACUCUGAACAAAGUUUGUAUUGAAAAAGGAAUAUGAGUGAUUGUUUUUGAAGCUGAAAGUAUCACAUUCCGUUGAAUGUGUUUUGUAUGAUUUAUGAAUUGUUACACUUAACCUAUCCUCUGUUCACACAUACAUCCAAAAAUCAAUUUCAGGUGUAAAACGUAUGAACAUGCAUUGUAAGGUUUAAAUUUAUGGUAUAAAUCACACUAUUGAAAGAAUAUAUAUUGUUGCAUUUAUUGCAUUGAAAUGUCGCAAUAUCCAAGUACUGUUGAACAGUUUGUCAAAUACUUUCUUGUUAAUUUUGAUUUAUUGAAUAACUUAUUUUAAGAUAUUUGGUAUGUAUAUUUUACUGUGAAUGAAUGGAGUGAAUAUUUCACACAAGAAGGUUCUUUUACAUGGUAACCUAUAAUUAUAGUCAUUUAGAUGGUGGCUGAUAAUUUCUCUGCCUUUCUCAUUACUUUAAUUAAAUUAAGUCAAAAAAGUAUGAUGGAUGAUCCUAUGGGGAAGCAAACAUGAAAAAAUAAUUACUUCCAGUCUGUGCUGGGCAAUUUCACUGAAAUAAUUUAGAAAUCUUUUUAUUUUUUUUAGUAAAAUAUACUGAUUAUUUUCAAAAGGAAUUUUAUGUAUCUACUUUUGAGCUAGUCUGCUGAAAGGAAACAGAAUUAACUUGAAUACUGGUAAAAAUUCAGAAAAUUGAAAAGGAAAUGGAAGUUAUAUGAAAAGAAAGGCCUGGUUAAAAAGCCAAUAAUUAAAUCUUGGUUAAAAAGCCAAUUAUUAAGUCUUGGUUAAAAAGCCAAUAAUUAAGUCUAUAAAAGAAAGACCUGGUUAAAAAGCCAAUGAUUAAAUCUAUAAAAGAAGACCUGGUUAAAAAGCCAAUAAUUAAAUUAUCUUGAUUGAAAAGCCAAUAAUUAAAUCUAUAAAAGAAAGACCUGGUUAAAAAAAAAAAUUAAAUCUAUGUUUUGAAAAAUUCUUAUGCAGUAAUUGUACAGUCCUAUUUUAUGAACUUGGAGGUCUUUUUUUUUUUGCAUAAUGAGUAACCAAGAUUUCACGCCCAAAGCCACAGAUGAUCAUAUCAGUAUUUUAUUCCUGACAAGAAACUGGUUCAUUGAUCAUCAUCAUUAUAUUUGCACUCCUACAUGUUCCAUCUUACUGCUUUGGUAAUUAUGUCGCCUAUUAAAGAAAUGAAUAUUUAUAAUUUAAACAAGUGAAAAGAUAUUUAAGUUAAAAGGAUAUCAUCCGAUGGAUGCAAGUUAAUGUUCCUUUAAUAACUACUUUAUAUUUAUAAGAUUAAGACCAAAGUACAUCAUUAGGUGUCCCAAUGUCAUGGUGACACACUGAAUAGUUCUUCUAUUUUUGUUUUGAAGUUCAAAACUAUGAAUAAUGUCCCUUUAGGGAUAUUUUUUUCUGUGAAUUAUGAUAAGUUUUGUAUGGAAUCCAUUUGUGUAAUUAAGUUAAGAAGUAAUGACUAAAUAGUAUUUUUAAAUUUCCAUUAUAUGGGCAUUUAAUUGAAACAUUUAUGAAAGUUAUAGUUUGAAAUAUAUAAGUGAAUGCUUUUUCUCAGCUACAAAAUGUCAGUUAAUUGAGAAUUGCAGUAAUUUUGUUAGAAUGAAAUUUCAUGGUAAUACCUGUUUUUUUUGAGUGUAUAAAUUGCUUGAUUUCAAAUUCUGAGGAGAUUUGUUUGCUGUUAAGACAUAAUUGACUGGAUUGAUAUAAGCACAGAAUACAUAUAAUAUUUAUAAUUUCCCAGUUUUUGUAGAAAUUAUUGUAUUUUCUUUCAGAUUAUUCACUGCAACUUUAGUUUUAUGUAUAUAUGUGUGAAAAUGUAUAAACACGUGUAAUUGACUGUAUGUGUUAGUGUAAUGUACAUGUCUUCUUAAUGCAUAAUGCUCAAUGUGCUACCAGUAUUGUUUUUCAAGCUGGACUUGGAAAAUAUUUAAAUGCUUGCUAGUUGGUUUUUUUUGGAAAGCACGAUUGUAUUGUGACAUUUUUCAGAAAUAACAGGAAAUUUUGACUUUUGUUUAGAAAUACACAGAAUGUAGAAAUUUAGUACAGAAUGUAACCUUAAAAAAGAAGGUUGUCAGUGUUUUUUUUUUAUUGAAUGAUUGGUAAGUACUGUUCAGAAUGGUGACACCUCGCAUGCUUAUUGAAAUGUAUAAUGAAAACGUGCACGUAUUCGUAAAUAUAUGUAAUCUCAACUUCUUCUAUUUACUUAAACAAAACAUUUGUUAAAGCAAUAUUGUCAUGAUAGCUGAAAUUGAAGUUAUUUUGUGUA